CGUUGUGCUCCUCGCCGUGGGGUUUAUUUGGCUCCGGGGCCCCUCUCCGCCGCCAUUAGGAUCCCGCAGCGCCGGGGGCUGGUCCCCCAUCUUCUUUCCUCCUCCCCCCACGGUGACCCCCUCCCGCCUCCACGCCUGCUCUCCACCCCUCUACCCCCGCCUCCGGCAGCCGGGAGUCGCGCGCGGGCCCGCGGAGACCAUGUCCUGACUGAAGGAAGAGGGCGGAGGCGGCAGCAGCGGGGCGGGCGGCGGCACGGAGGGAGGCGGAGAGGGGCCGGGCUCGGCUCGUCGCCGCGGGCUGUUCGGGGAGUCGCCGCCGCCAGGCGCCGAGCGUCGGACGGGCAGGAGGAGCAGGAGCUGGAGGAGGAGCCGCCGCCGCCAGGAAUAGCUAUUCAGUCAGACAGAACAGAACCACUUACCACGUUUUGCAGUAUCUUCUGAGGAAGUCAAAAUCUGAGCCACCAUGAAGACUGAAUCUUGUCUUUCGUCUGUUUUAUAAACUGUACUUUUAUUCUAACCAUGUGCAAGGUGGAGGUUAUAGCAUGGAAACUAAAAUCUUACUUCCUGCCUGACGUAACUCACUUCAAGAAGUGCACAAUGUCAGAACGUGGACUUAAAUGGGCUUGUGAAUAUUGUACGUAUGAAAACUGGCCAUCUGCAAUCAAGUGUACUAUGUGUCGUGCCCAAAGACCUAGUGGAACAAUUAUUACAGAGGAUCCAUUUAAAAGUGGGUCAAGUGAUAUUGGCAGAGAUUGGGACCCUUCCAGCACUGAAGGAGGAAGUAGUCCUUUGAUAUGUCCAGACUCAAGUGCAAGACCAAGGGUUAAGUCUUCAUACAGCAUGGAAAAUGCAAAUAAAUGGUCAUGCCACAUGUGCACAUAUUUGAACUGGCCAAGAGCAAUCAGAUGUACCCAGUGCUUAUCCCAGCGUAGGACCAGGAGUCCCACAGAAUCUCCUCAAUCCUCAGGAUCUGGCUCAAGACCAGUUGCUUUUUCUGUUGAUCCUUGCGAGGAAUACAAUGAUAGAAAUAAACUGAACACAAGGACCCAGCAUUGGACUUGUUCUAUUUGCACUUAUGAAAACUGGGCCAAGGCUAAAAAAUGUGUUGUUUGCGAUCAUCCCAGACCUAAUAAUAUUGAAGCAAUAGAGUUGGCAGAGACUGAUGAGGCUUCUUCAAUAAUAAAUGAGCAAGACAGAGGUCGAUGGAGGGGAAGCUGCAGCAGUGGUAAUAGCCAGAGAAGAUCGCCUCCUGCUGUGAAACGGGACUCUGAAGUGAAAAUGGAUUUUCAGAGGAUUGAAUUGGCUGGUGCUGUUGGCAGCAAGGAGGAACUUGAAGUGGAUUUCAAAAAACUAAAGCAAAUUAAAAACAGGAUGAAAAAGACUGAUUGGCUGUUCCUUAAUGCUUGUGUGGGGGUUGUAGAAGGUGACUUAGCUGCCAUAGAAGCAUACAAGUCAUCAGGAGGAGACAUUGCACGUCAGCUCACCACAGAUGAAGUGCGCUUGCUGAGCCGUCCUUCGGCUUUUGAUGUUGGCUAUACCCUGGUACAUCUGGCUAUACGUUUUCAGAGGCAGGAUAUGCUAGCAAUAUUGCUUACGGAGGUGUCUCAACAAGCAGCAAAGUGUAUCCCAGCAAUGGUGUGUCCUGAACUGACAGAGCAAAUCCGGCGAGAGAUAGCUGCCUCUCUUCAUCAGAGAAAGGGGGAUUUUGCCUGCUAUUUUCUAACUGACCUUGUAACAUUUACAUUGCCAGCAGAUAUUGAAGACUUGCCCCCAACAGUCCAAGAAAAAUUAUUUGAUGAGGUGCUUGAUAGAGAUGUUCAAAAAGAGUUAGAAGAAGAAUCUCCAAUAAUAAAUUGGUCCUUGGAAUUGGCUACUCGUUUGGACAGCCGACUGUAUGCACUUUGGAACCGGACUGCAGGAGACUGCUUACUUGAUUCAGUACUACAAGCUACCUGGGGCAUUUAUGACAAGGACUCGGUGCUUCGGAAAGCCCUACACGACAGCCUGCAUGACUGUUCACAUUGGUUUUACACGCGUUGGAAAGAUUGGGAGUCGUGGUAUUCUCAGAGCUUCGGUUUACAUUUCUCCUUGAGAGAAGAACAGUGGCAAGAAGACUGGGCAUUUAUACUCUCUCUUGCUAGUCAGCCUGGAGCAAGUUUGGAGCAGACACACAUUUUUGUACUUGCACAUAUUCUUAGACGACCAAUUAUAGUUUAUGGAGUAAAAUACUAUAAAAGUUUCCGGGGAGAAACUUUAGGAUAUACUCGGUUUCAAGGUGUUUAUUUGCCAUUGCUGUGGGAACAGAGUUUUUGUUGGAAAAGUCCGAUUGCUCUGGGCUACACAAGGGGCCACUUCUCUGCUUUGGUUUCCAUGGAGAAUGAUGGCUAUGGCAGCCGAGGUGCUGGUGCUAACCUGAACACCGAUGACGAUGUCACCAUCACGUUUCUGCCUCUGGUUGACAGCGAGAGGAAGCUGCUCCACGUGCACUUUCUUUCUGCUCAGGAGCUAGGUAAUGAGGAACAGCAAGAAAAACUGCUCAGGGAGUGGCUGGACUGCUGCGUGACUGAGGGCGGAGUACUGGUUGCCAUGCAGAAAAGCUCUCGGCGGCGAAACCACCCCCUGGUCACGCAGAUGGUAGAAAAAUGGCUUGACCGCUACCGACAGAUCCGGCCUUGUACAUCCCUGUCCGACGGAGAGGAAGACGAAGAUGAUGACGAUGAAUGAAAAAAAAAAUGAAAGAGCAGGCGGGCAAGGUAUCGGCUCUGUGGUGACCCCAGUUAGCAUGGUGCUCCAAGCAGAGUGCAGGGCAGGAUCUGCUCGGGUUCACCCGACGCACAUCAGCGGGAGGCAGCAUCUGCUUGCGUGAGGACACAGAGCUUUGUGUGAACUAGUUUGUAAAAACCUAAUUUUAUUAAGACAGAACCUUUUUCCUUUCAAAUUGUAAAUCUGUCUGUAAAUGUAACGCAUGUGGUUGUGUUAAGUUGUGUAAUAGGAAAAGUGUACCAGCAUCUUCAUAUUACUGUUUUUCCAGCAUGGCAUCGCCAAAGGCAAAUGGCAGAUGGUUUUGUUCCUCUGAGAUGUUGCAGUAGAACCUAGCAUUCUACUUCCAGUGUAAAAGACCCAUCUCACAUCAAGUUUCACUAGAGCUUGUUAGAAAUUUGGAAACGUUUUGUACAAAUUAUCCAUAGCAAAACAUAAAAAUAAAAACAAGCUUUUAUUUUAUCAAUACUUCAGUUCUGUUGUGCCCAAUAAAAUCAAAUCUUUAAGGAACAAACUGCAAGGAAAGAAAGAAUUUUUUAUUGACUGCACUUCAUAUAGACAGCAUUCCCUUGUUGUGGAAAGAGCUUUGGUUUCUAUGGUUUUGUCUUAAGUUUCUGAUUUAGGUAUUUUAUUUGUUUGGAAGAGAAUCCUUAAAUUAAAAUGAGGGUUCCUCUAUUAGACUCUGGGCAGCAAUCUCUUGAGGGGUGUUAUUCCCUGGAUGUACAUUAGGGAAGUGCUUGGGGAGCAGGCCCCUCGUAACUUAACAGAUCGUGUGAAAUUGCUCCCUUGACACAGUUGGCAAAGUUAUUUAUUCCCAUAUUGCCACGCAGGGGUCCCUGGGUUCUUACUGUCCGUUAUCUUUUAAGCAAAUCAUGUUAGAAAGGCAUGCCAUCGCUCGGGCUAACUGGCAGUCAGUGCAAUACAGAAUAAAGAUUUUAAAAUGCAGUAAGGUGGUAAAUGCAUUGUAUAAUGAAUUUCUCAGUGAGUAGUCUGAGAAGUUUUGCACGUUGGUUAAUUGUGGCCAUUCUUUAUUUAAAGUUAAAACUAUACUCAUAGGUAGAAAAACUUUCAUGAAGUAUAAUUUGACUUCAGGUACAUAUUUAAUAUUGGGUAAAAAUUUCAGCUAUCUCAGGAACACAGACCUAGUGUCCUGAUAAGCACUUUAUGUAGACAAGUGUUGAUGUGGCAAGGAAUUUGGAAAGACACACACACACACACACCUUUCCCGUCCUUUGAUGAAAAUGCUGUGAAAACCGUUAAAUAUUCGCUUCUUGUUUUCUUCUAAGUUUGGUUUAGAUGGUAUUGAAAUGUGUGUAACCUUUAAGUUGAUGCCAGAAUACUGAAGAGAGAAAACUUCCCAAGAGGUGUCUUUGGUUCCCCUCUCUGAAUACUCACUGACAGGUGUUCCCAGGGUGAAAGGGUCACUUUGCUGCUUGCUAAAACUUGAAACAAAAAUAUUUGCAACUUGAUUCCAUAUAAAUGAAUUUUGACUGAUGGUGAAUAUUCCUGUUCCAAGUGGUUAAUGUUUUCUUAAAUAGUCCCCCUGGCUUGGUUUGUGACCACUAGUUAGAAGGCUGCCAUUCUGAGCAUAGCCUCUCUAUACAUUUUUCUCCAUACAUAGGAAUACUUCUUUAGUGGGCAGAGAUCCUGUUCUAGUAAAGCAAAAGCUACACUCCCAAUUGAAGAAGCCAAAGAGGAAGUUUGGGAAAAGCAUCUAGUCGCUGUGGUCUCCAUUGCAGUCAGUCCUGUCUGUCUGGAAAGUGACAGGCCCAACAUCUCACCUGCGUGUUGUGUCUGCUGAGUAUUGCUUCCUCUUAGGUGCCUCUUUAUUUAUUUAUUUAUGAUCAGCGACCCUGAGCACAUCUAGUUUAACAGGUACAGCGUUCUUCCCUAUGGGAAAGAAUUAUAGAUGAUUACAUUUCCUAGGCUCCAGACAGGGAGGGGGCUUUAAGUGGUUUUCACAGCAGACUGGCUGGUAAAAGCCAAAAUUUUGGGUGAAUCAAUGUUAUGUUAAGCUCUUGAACUAUUAACAGCCAUAACUGUUGGAGUACACAGUCCUUUCUCAAAGAAUGUGUCUUUUGGUUGACUCUGGACAGUAAUACUGUGAAGUCUUUAUUCUUUUUCUAGGGGAAAACACGGUGUUGAGUUUUCUGUUAAAUGAAACAAAACCCAGGUGUACCAAGGAUUUGGACCUGCCAUGUUUUUGCCUCAGGCUCAGUGCCCCAGACACUUGGUGUGUGUCAAGGGAACACUUGUUCCUGGGCAGUUGGGGGCCUCAUUUUCAUUGCAGAUGUCAAUGUCACUCUCAUUGGUGGCCUACUUGACCAGUAGCUACGAAGCUGUUUAACUACCCUUCUCUUCCCUGGAGUGACUAAUCGGCCAGUGACCAUGUGGCUCCAUCUCUACCCACAUGAGGUUGUUCCAAUAUAAUUUUUCACACAGUUGGUGGGAUGGGACCACCCCUUAAAAUGGGUGAGGAGGUUGACCUUGAGAUGCCCUGACCUUACUGUCUUUUAAGGGUAAGGAAGGGGGUCAAAGGGAGUUUGGGACCUGCAAGUGGACCCAGCUGACACUUGCAGAUGCCAAGAGUAUAGAGGGGGCAAAUGCUACUUAAAAAGAUCCAUUAAAUCAGUUUAAAGUUCUGGGCAUACAGAAAUGGCUGUUUUACAUUUCUUUGUAAAUAUAUUUUAAAAGAGAUUCACUUCCCUUGCACUAAUGCUUAAAGCCAGGUAAUUUUGCUUUUGGGUACAUUAAAAUCAAAACUCUGAAACUUGA
Manis pentadactyla (Chinese pangolin) is the source of this 5535-nucleotide messenger RNA. It is a transcript of the gene ZRANB1, whose product is annotated as zinc finger RANBP2-type containing 1. Gene Ontology annotation, cellular component: cytoplasm; nucleus. The record is from RefSeq and is a predicted model, not a curated record. Gene Ontology annotation, biological process: protein K29-linked deubiquitination; cell migration; positive regulation of Wnt signaling pathway. The transcript has 11 exons. NCBI's taxonomy places the organism in Eukaryota, Metazoa, Chordata, Mammalia, Pholidota, Manidae. Gene Ontology annotation, molecular function: K63-linked polyubiquitin modification-dependent protein binding; cysteine-type deubiquitinase activity. Bases 520 to 2724 code for a protein of 734 amino acids.